GGCACAGGGCGCGCGGAGCUUCACGGCGGGCGAGCACCCGGCGCCUCCGCUAAUCAAGACCGCACAUGCGCCGGAGGCGCCGCACGCCCCCAGCCCGUCGAAGUGGAUGGGGUGAACCGGGCGAGGCCUCCAAUCCCCGCCCAGCGCCACGCCGUACCCCACCCGGGACGCGCACCAAAGGAGGGAGGCUCAGGACUACAGGUCCCGGCGCCCACCGCGGGCAGGGCCUGCGCGGCGUUGCUAGGUGACGGCGCCUAAACGACGCCUAGGCGAUCUGCGGCGCCUGGAGAGAGGACGCGGGGGCAGGUGGAAGCCUAAGGAACCCAAGGGGCCUGCAGGGUAGAGUGGCUCCGGUGGACAUUCUCCAGGAAAGCGGCUUUCACAGGGUGCAGGUCAGCUCCAGACACCUCGAUAUAUUCAGCGCCAUCCCUGGCUGCACUUGGCAGGACCCUGCUCCAAAGAUGGCCUACUAUGAAAAAUGCAUUGAGAUUGUGAUAAAGCAGCUUGACAAAUUUAAGCCUGAGAAGGACAAUCCUGAGCAAUUCCUGGAGACAGUACUCACCUCCUUACAGCAGGACAUGAGCCCCCAGAAGCUUGGGUUUAUUUCGGAGGUUCUGUCUGGCUGCCUUGAAUACCACAAGUUACUGACCAUCGUGGUGGAUGCCUUCUAUGCACGGGAUGGCCAGAUCUGCCUGUGGUCCGACUACAGCCUCUUUGAGGUGAUCUGCUACCUGGCCACCUUCCAGCUGGAUGAUCUUGGCUUCCAGCUCUUCUGCAGCAUCAUCAAGUCCCAGCCUGUGCAUCAGAUCUGCAAGUUCCUCAGAUUCUUCUUUAACCCCUUGAACUUGUACUCAUGGAUCAAAGAUGAGUGGAGCCUCAUCUACGAAACAGCCCAUGUGAUGGAGAACUGGAUUGACCCUCUGAUGAGAUGGCACCCAGAGGUCCAGGAGCUGAUCACACAACUGGAGGGAGUACCAGCUGAUCAAAUUCCUGUCAUGAAGACCAAGGCCAAAGUCACAGUGCCCAAGGAAUUCAACCUGACUGUCCCAAGGCCCCGCGCCAUUACAAUGCCUGAGCCUGUCCCCACUUUGGCCAAGCCGAGACCUGUCCCUCAGAGUACCUAUAAGGAGCCCAAGGGGCAGAAGCUUCUGCAGAUGAUCAAGACAUACAACCGCCGGACAGCUGAGGAGCUGCUGCUGAAAGCAAACGUGGAAGAGCUACAGUGUGCCAUGCCCCGGUUGCAGAGGGAGCCACCAACACAGGAUGUGAAGAAGCAGCUGUGGCAUCAGUCUGUACCCCGAAUACGGAGGACUCCAAAUCUGACCUUCUACAAGCCUAACAACCUCCCAGUCAAGCUGAACACUGCCACCAUUCUUCGAGAAGGGGCCUUAUACCAGCGGCAAGUGGAGAAGGAGCUGCAGAGAGUUGAUAAACUUGUGGAUGGGGCUGGGGACUUCUCUGAGUUCCUUGAGUGGCAGAAGAAGAUGCAGGCAAAGGACCUGGAGGAGCAGCUGGCUGCAGAGGAGUGCCGGCGGCUGCAGGGAAAGCUGAGCCAUGAGGAGGCCAUCUUAGCCAGGCAGAACCUCGUGCAGGAAAACAAGCAAAAGGCUGACCGGCAGAAGGAAAAGACGGCUGAGCUAAUGCUGCAGUGUGCUGAGAGGCGCCUCCAAGAGGAGAAGGCCAUGAAAGAGCUGGUGGAACAGGUCACAGAGGCGCAGAAGAAUGUUAAGAUAGUCCAGAUGAAGCUUGUGAAGGGCCGGCAGCAGAUAGUUCAGGAGGUGAUAGAGGAGAGCCGGGAGUUGCUACAGCGUAGCGUGAAGGCAGCUAAAGAGGAACAGAAGCGGCGCUGUGAGCUCACCGCUCAGCUUCGUGCGCUGGAGACACAGCCCACACGCAAGGAGAAGCUGGUGGACCUUACCGAGAUCCCAGGAUAUGGUCUGGAAGGUGAGAUGUCUGUGGUGGAACUUCGAGAGCGGCUGGCCAUGCUCAAAGAGACCCAGAAACGAGAGCAAGAGGAGAAGCGGGAUCAAAUCAUCCAGGGCAAACGAGCCAAAAGCCAAAUGAUACAGAACACAGUGGAGCAGAUCUCCCUGUGCCGCGCAGCCAUGGGCAGGACUGCAGCCUUGAGGUGGGAGGAAAAGAAGGCCCAGGCUACAAGACCGAGGACACCCUCCCAGGAUGAGCGUGUGUUGGAGCUAAAGCGCAAAAUGGAGGAGAGGGCAGCUGAACGCCGCAGGCAGACAGCACCACAGCUCGUCUCACCGCCCCGGGCCCAACGUCCAAAUCUGCGGGCGCAGGAGGAGAUGCAGCACUGGCGGGAGCUGGAUCAGAGUCGCGAGCGCAGGCUGCGAGCAAAGCAAGAGACAGAUCGCACCUGCCGCGCUACCGCUACUCGUCAACUGCAGGCCUCCUGAGUCAGCUGGCAGCCCCACGCCAACACUGCGUGCGCGGCGGCCGACGUGAGCCAUCACCCCUGCCCUUACGACAGUGGCUCUCUUCCUGCAUCUCUGCCACAAAGCUUACCCUUUCCCCAGCUCCAGCCUGCCCCUGUAUGGCUGCUUCAGAAAAAAAGGUGUGGUGGCCUUUAGAAAUGCUAAACAAAUACGUGCUCUUCCUCUGGACUGCAACUGGCUACCAAGUUUUUAAUAUGCUAAACCUGGCUCUUCCCUAUGUCCAGCAAGUCUAUUCAUAGGACUGCAAGCCCCAUUCUCCAUGCAGAACCAGUGAAUAUGCGUGGGACCUCGCAUGAGUGUGGGAUUGUGAAUGCGGUUAGAUUCUUACGCAUAUGCUCUGGACUGGCCCUUCUCAUGUCUCACAUGGAUCAUCAAGCGGUCACAUCAUGCAGCAACUAUAGCCCACUUGUCUCCUGUUCUGCUAAUGAGACCACCUGUCCUCAUUAAGGGACUCUGGCUUAAGCUAACUGCAGGUACCUUUCAGGGCCCUCUCUCCAUUAUCAUCAAGAGCUCAAAUCCAACAAAAUUGGAGCGCUUGGGGACAGUGGCUCAACAGGGCAGAUCAGAUGAGUUCUAUAUUUCUGGCCUUACUGAUGCUCUGUGCUGGGGAAAGCUGGACUUUAACAACAGGUACAUGGAAUGAAUGGCUGCCAGUGAAACUUAGCCUGGAGAGUAAAGUUGCAUUGUGAUGUUUGGUUCUUAGGAAGAAGAUGGUGGCAAGUCUCAGGGAGGGAAUAAAGCAAGGAAAAAUUACUAGUGGGUAGAUGUUCAGGAGAGAGCCGACACUACGCCCUGGCCAUCCUCCUUAGGCCUGCAGAGGUCCCUUGGGUGGUAAGGCUGUAUCCCAGGGUACUUCAGACCAAGAAAGACUCAGCAUUGACAGGAA
This is a messenger RNA of Mastomys coucha (southern multimammate mouse), 3339 nucleotides long. It is a transcript of the gene Cfap99, whose product is annotated as cilia and flagella associated protein 99. The transcript has 17 exons. Bases 462 to 2414 code for a protein of 650 amino acids. NCBI's taxonomy places the organism in Eukaryota, Metazoa, Chordata, Mammalia, Rodentia, Muridae. The record is from RefSeq and is a predicted model, not a curated record.